Messenger RNA from Lachancea meyersii CBS 8951, 1674 nucleotides. NCBI's taxonomy places the organism in Eukaryota, Fungi, Ascomycota, Saccharomycetes, Saccharomycetales, Saccharomycetaceae. The record is from the annotation of a GenBank genome assembly.
AUGACAAACUUCAAAUUUAGAAACAUCUUUGCCAAGACCGAGGAACGGCCCACGCCUCCAGAGGUGUACAACUGGCGUAUCUACGGCACAGCAAUCGUGGCGUCCACCGCCAGUGUUCUGAUCGGCUACGACACUGGGUUCGUGGGUGCGUGUUUCACCAACACGCAUUUCCUCGCCAACUUCGGACUCGUCCCCAACACCGGCAGCACCGACACCACGGUGUCGAACCUGAUCUCGUGUUUCCACGCAGCUGCGUUUUUCGGAGCACUGCUGUCGUACCCUCUGUCGCACUACUACGGACGCAAAGUGGCCCUGAUCGUCGCAGCAGGGCUGGCAACCGUCGGCGCGGCCGUCAUGCUCGCUGGCGUCACCGGCAGUCUGGCCCCCAUCUACGUGGGCCGUGUGUUUACGGGACUCACCGUCGGUGCGUCCACCAACCUCACCGUGGUGUAUCUCAGCGAAGUGUCGCCCGCGCCCAUUCGAGGCCAGAUCAUCGCAGCGUUCGAAAUUGGCUGGCGUGUGGGCGACCUCGUUGGGUUCUGGAUCAACUACGGCAUCAACCAGCACGUCCCGCCCGGCAACAAACAAUGGAUCAUCCCCGUGGGCGUGCAACUCAUCCCCGCAGGCCUCUUUUUCGCAGGCUCCUUUGUCAUGCUCGAGUCGCCCCGGUGGCUAUUUCAGGUGAACCGCGACGAAGAGGCCAUCCGAAACCUGUGUUUCCUGCGUAACUUGCCCGUCGAAAACGGCUACAUGGUGUGGGAAAUCAACUCCAUUCGCGACUCUAUUGAAACGCAAAACGCCCAGAUCGGUCCCGGAAUGCUCGACCCGGCCAAAGAGGUGUUUGUGCGCAACCGCAAGUACGCCCGCAGACUCGUCAUCAGCGCCAUGCUGUUGGUGAUCCCCAACUUCAUGGGCAUCCAGUCCAUCAAUUACUACUCGCCCAAGAUCUUCGCCAACAUCGGUGUCAAGGGCACCAACGCAACCCUGUUUUCCUCCGGCAUGUUUGGCGUGGUCAAAUUCAUUUGCACUUUCAUCUACAUCCUGUUCAUCGUCGACAAUUUUGGCCGUCGCAAGGCGUUUUUGUUGUCGGCUUCUGUAUGCUCGCUGUGUUUUUGGUACUUGGGAGCGUAUCUAAAGAUCAACGACCCUACCAAGGCAGGAAACGUGGCUGGCCCAGGCGGCAAAGCGGCCAUUGGCUUCAUGUUUAUCUGGACCGCCUCGUUCAUUUUGGCAUGGUCUGGUGGACCAUUUGUUUGGAGUUCUGAAGUGUUUGAGCAAAACAUCCGUACGUUUGUGCAAGCCAUCAACGCUGCGAUGUCGUGGGUGCCCAUUUUCAUCAUGACGCGGUUGACCACGACCAUGAUAGACAAGAUGCAGUACGGGAUUUUCUUCUUCUUUGCUGCUGUUGCGGCGCUCGCAGUCCCCUUUGUGUUUUUCCUGGUACCGGAGACCAAAGGAAUCGCAUUGGAAGACAUGGACGGCUUGUUCACCAAGGGCGUUCCUGCGUACCGCGCGCACAAGCGGGUCAUGGAAAAAGCGGCCGAAACGGUCAUCGAGGAGCAAACGUCGCAGCAAUUAUUCGACGACCGCCAGUCGUCGAAAAAGGCAGAGACCAAAUAUGUCGAGGACGCUGGCGCCAAUCAACGCUCUGGCCGGGAAGAACUCCGCGUGUGA